Messenger RNA from Temnothorax curvispinosus, 3703 nucleotides. It is a transcript of the gene THADA, whose product is annotated as thyroid adenoma-associated protein homolog. The record is from RefSeq and is a predicted model, not a curated record. NCBI's taxonomy places the organism in Eukaryota, Metazoa, Arthropoda, Insecta, Hymenoptera, Formicidae. The transcript is spliced from 13 exons. The annotation marks the transcript as partial. Gene Ontology annotation, biological process: tRNA methylation. Gene Ontology annotation, cellular component: cytosol.
CCAACCUCCAACGUGCUCGUCGCACGUGUUGCACAACCAACAUCGCUGGCCUUUAAUAAUGCAGAAAAAUAUGAACGAGCUUCGCGCGCUACUGAGCGGCCUGCGAGUAUCGAAGCGAAAGGGUGAGCUGGACACCGACGAGAAAUUCGCGCAGCAGACCGACAAGUGGCGAAAUACCGUGGAGUACAGUGUUUUGGAAACAUGCGCCAAGCAUUACAGCGAGGAGUGCAGACUGGAGAUGCUGGCACUUUUGGUGGAAUCGAAGAAAAGCACGCUACGCUUUACACGCGAGGAACUUGACAUGAUUCUGUUAUUUUUGAAGUAUAAUUUGGGUGAGAAGAUGGAGUAUGUACCCUUUGUCAAAAAGGCUUUAAGACGGUUGAAAGACAGCCUGGCCGUUAUGCAGAGGCAGUUGUCUCAAGAACUGAAGAUGAGAAGUCGCUACGAGGAACAGGAUAUCGCUUCCGAAAUGUACGAAAACGCUAUGGUUUUAUCCUAUCAAACAUCUGAGCGAAUUGAGCAAUAUGUGCAAGAUUACGUCACGUUUUUCGUAAAUUUGCGUGAAAUUUGCGUGGGCAAUCUGUAUCCAGACGCGACGUACGUUCGCAGACGUUCCUGCUUGCAGAUACUUUUACUGAUGCAAGAUUUCCUUUGCAAUGAAAGUAUAUUCGCGCAUAUCGAUUGGGAGAAGGAGCAAGCCGAGACGAUAUUUCAAUGUUUAUUUCUGGAUACAUAUGAAUCGAAUAAGGAAAUAGCGUAUCAGAUAAUAAAGCCGAUGAAACCAGUAUUGUUGAGCUUGGAUUUAGAAUUCCAGGUUGUGUCAAUUGUUAACGUUGCACUUCAAUUGGGUAGCAGUAUGCGACCUAUAGAUAGUGUUACGGCUGCAUAUAUAUUAAGAAUAGCCAAGCUGUCGCCUUUUAUAAAAAAUUUGCAUUGCAAUUACUGCAAUGUAGAAGACAAUGUUACGGAAGCGACAACGUUGCGAUUAGUAUUACUGCUAUACAGAAAAUUGCGAGAAGCAUUAUCUUUAGCAAAAAAGAACAUAGGGACGGCAAUUGUAAAAAAUUCUUUAUAUGGAUAUUUAUUCUGCAUGAGAAGCUUGCUUUUAGACUGUGACUUGAGAGAUACUGGAACGUGCAAAUUAUGGCAAAGCACCGUAGCUGAUAUUAUAUUAUUGUGCUUUGAGUUAAAUCAUACUGUUUCUGUGGUAGUAAAUAAUUCCUCACCGGAAGGACACUUGCCAAUGGACUUGGAAAUGUUAAAUCUAGACGACGCAUCAUUUCCCGAGAAGGAAAUUGUAACGCCACAAAUGGUGCUACUUUGUUCUUGGCGUACUGUUAAAGAAGUCAGUCAGUUGUUUGGUCUAUUUGCCACCAAGGCAUCGAUACAAACUGCUGAAUCUCUAAAUGGAUUGCUAACGGAGAAACAAAUUAAGGAUGUAAUGGAACAUUUAGUCUCGUUAUUGUGCGAAACCAAACAUAGAGGUGCGUUUGAACAAGCAUACGUUGGUUUUCAUCAAUUAUGCACACGAUUGUGGCGACUAACAAAUACGGCCCUAAAUGAGCUUCCUGUACAUUGGUUGCACGAUAUUUUAGUAGGUAUUACAGGAUUAAUGCCAAAAUACACGAAAUUGUGUGCGACAAGAAGAAGUGCGGGUGUUCCGUUCAUGAUACAGGCAGUGUUAUCCUCGGAACCAAAAAUCUGUAAUGAUUCAGAAGUGUCCGCGUUUCACUCGGUUAUGAAAAUUUUAUUACAAUUCUCACAGCUUGAAAGCACAAUUAAUCCACAACAAAAGAUAAAGAACAUAAUGUAUCGAGAUACUAUAUUUUCCAAGUACGAGCAUUUAGGCGAACUGAUAAUAGAAAAUAAAAACGAGUAUGGGGAAAUUGAACUUGAUAUGACCGAGAUAAAAACUCAUUCGAUGAAUAUUCUUAGAGCUUUAUUCAGACACUCUCAACUCGGAGACAUGGUUAAGAAUUAUAUUGCGGAUGGUUUGAUGGUUGCCUUUAGAAAUUACGAAAGCAAAACAUGGGCGGAACGUAACGCGGCUGCGUUAUUGUUUAGCGCACUUAUAAUUCGAAUUUUUGGUGUUCAAAGAACCAAGGAUCACAUCAAUUUGACAACGGAUAACAAAAUGACAGGGAAAAUAUUUUUCGAAAGAUAUCCCAGUCUAUUGCCCUUUAUUCUGAAUGAAUUAAAAACUUUUGUGUCGAUUAAUGGUACCGUGAUAAAAUCCAACGUACAAGCAAUUUUAUUGCUGCUAUCACGACUGUAUAUCAGUUAUCAUUUUGACGGCACGAACGUUGCUUGGAAGAUAAAUGAGUUUGUUAGUUUGGUGUCGCAAUGCGCUAGAAGCUCUGUCCAUGAAACACGUGAACUUGCAGCUAGAGCACUCGUGCCGUUACUAACGGAGAAUACAGCCCACAACGUUCUGAAAAAGUUAUUUACAGCUUUAUGUAUAGCACGAGAUACUCGGAUUCCGCCCAAUCUCACGCAUGGUUAUUUGCUACAGAUAUUAGAGAUCUUGAUGAGAUUGCCAUCCAUCCGCACAAAGCUAUUACAAUCUGACGUCACAAACUUUUUAUGCAUGACAGAUUGGAUAUUAAAAGGAUUGGAAAGAAGAACCAUUAGCUUUAGUUGUUUUCCUAUAGCUAGAGUAUACAUCGACAUCCUUCGUGAAUUAUAUAAUUUAGAUAAAAAUAUGAUUGAAAGUUUUGUAAUGGAGGAUAUAUUGCAUAUCCUGCAGCAGCACUUAGUUGAAGAAUGUUUAUUAAGAAAAGAACCGGGCGAACAAAUGUACAAAGUGUCCAUAAUCAGAUUCAUACUUUGCGUGGAGAAACAUUCAAAUUUCUUGCAAACAGUACACAAUGGGCGAAGUAAAGCGUUCAAUAUAUAUUCGCAGCUUUUGAUUGUAUCAGAAGCCGAGAUACAGAGCAUUGCUUGGACUACUGUUCUUGAAGUAUUAAAGAAGGGAUCUUAUGAGCAAAGAAAAUUAUUGAGCACUUAUGCUAUUCGCGUAGCUGCUGAUUUCACCAGAGAUUUAUAUUUAUUUAAAUAUCAUCCUAGAUUGCAAGAUGCAAUUUUCGAUUUUUUAUACAAUAGCCUGAUGAACGCAAACGAAUGUCGCCUCAACAAACGUGAAAUUUGUAAUCUAGUUAAAAAAAUGCAUUAUUUACUUGAUGCAAGAAAUAUCUACGACGCACAACGUGUCAGUUACUUGCGACUGUUAGGGAAAUGUAUGACGGCAUUAAGUCAUGAAGUGAAGCAUGUUGAGGAGUAUAGGAUGACAAACCUAGAGAUGAAAUACAUGUAUAGAAAAGUCUGUGACAAUGGUUGGAUUGGUUCGUUAUGUAAAGAUUUUAGAUCAUCAGUUUUUGAUAUAUUAUACGAACUUUUUAAGAAGAACAUUGAUGCCGAACAUUGCCAAAUCGUAUUGGACUGGUGGACAAUGCUGUUGCAAUUAUUAGUAGACGACAAUGCGGACAUUCGGCGCGAUGCGUCCAAACUGUUGUAUAGGCUCAAACGGUGCGACGAAUUGGAAUGUAUUGAGAAAACUUUGUCGGUAUUCUUCCAGAGCUUCAACGAAAUGAUCGCUGAUGAGUAUCCCGGAAUAGCAAUUAGCGCUCUUUUCUGCUGGAGCGUCUCGUUGUUCGGAGAUACGGAUUACGAGAUGGACGAAACCGAUGUAAGCGAAUAUGCUCAA